Molecule: messenger RNA, 2185 nt
Organism: Actinia tenebrosa (Australian red waratah sea anemone)
Lineage: Eukaryota; Metazoa; Cnidaria; Anthozoa; Actiniaria; Actiniidae
Source: RefSeq, a predicted model, not a curated record
AAAACAAGAAGUGUUAUCAAUGUACACAGAAGACGAGUUACAACGGGACAGCGCGCUACCAGAGUCAAAAGAUGAAGGCUUCAAGAUCUGUGCUGUUUUUCCUUUUGUGGAGUUGUUUAUUCAAGUUAUCUAGAUUGGAAUCAUUUGUAGAUAUAACAAGAAACACAGAUGGUGACAUCUUUAGCAAUCCAGUCAGUAAAUGUGAUGUGUGUGAAGAAACUGUAAGAACAUCCUGCGAGAUUUACGAUAACGUGAAAACUGGAGGAAAAUGUGUUUCGUUUGAGAAUUGCUGUAAAGAGUGCGUGUGUUCUGGCGAAAGGUCGACUUAUCUAAGGAACGAAAAACGAUGUAUUUCGAACGGGAACUUGACGACUGCGUUGUUCCAUAAUUUGAAUCAAGGUUGCUCAUUUCGUCUGGUCCCGAAUAGUUACUAUGACAACAGACCUCGUGGACGACAGCCAUGUUUAUUUUCCAACCUGCGCCUGCACGCCUUGAAUACGACUGUCAGCGGUAGUCAGAUGAUUGACGUCUGUGGUAUCUUCUCUUGGAGUAUAACCUCAUGCUCAGUCUUGAGUGGAGCCCAAUAUCAUAAUAGUCAGUGGACGGACCUGUGGGGGGUAGGGUCGGUAGACCAAGAUAUUUUCUCGGUUGAGAAGAGCCAGGGCGUUAACAUUUUUCUAAAGUGGAAUAACACUCUUCCUAGUCGUUACCAUGGAGACAUACUAUCACUAGAUAUUAGGUGCUACAGGAAGUACAAUAGAGGUCCCGUGGAAUCCUGUUUGCUUUUCAAAGUCAAAGGAACACAGAUGGAUACAAGACCAAGUACCACUCCUUCAACAAACUUCACUGGAGCUCCAACAAACGUAGAAAGCAGAGGGAAACAGAAAUCGAGCAAUGCAACAAUCAUCAUCAUUGUCUCAGUCAUUUGCGCCUUGAUUUUCCUGGUUUUGAUAUGUGUGGUUAUCCUGUGUGUGAGGAAACGAAGAGGACUGUGUAAAAAAAAUAAGUACAGCAAAAAAAAGAGAGGAAAAAAGAUUGAGUUACGUCAAAAGUCAGGUAAACAUAUCACCAUAGAAUCACCAACCACUAAGAACGAGGUAAAGGAGUACCAAUGUGUAAAUCAUGCUGAAAGUCCUGUAUAUACAACACCAGCAAAAAACAGUAAUAAGGCUAAUAAGACAGCAGAAUACCAUAAUCUACUCCAAGCCAUAGCAAGCACACCACAUUACCACCCACUCGUUGGCAAGGACGACGCGCAGACUCCUCGAUCCAGUUCUCCUCCGUAUUAUCAUGAACCAGAAAAGCCUGGUAACAAACCUGUCAAGAAUGACAAUCUUCCUCAUUUUUAUCACGUGCUUGAAGGGCCUUCAUUUGCUUCCAAAGAUACCACAGGUAGCACAUGCUAAAACUUUUUCACUAUACGAUGUAAAAACGAGAAAGCCCUUGAGUGGCUUUUGCAUGCGUUAUACUCUUGGGACCUCAUGAUCAAGUUUAGGCUUCAGUUGAAAGACUUGAAAUAGUUUAUUCCAAUGGAUUCUACUUUUACGUGCGCCUCUCACGGGGAUAGAGCGAGCUUCGUAUGGCUUUAAAGAGAUGAAAAACUCAUGGUUCGGACUACCGUGCCGUGAUCGUGCCGGUACCGCGUCUAGGCGUUUUGAUUGGAUUAGCCAUGUCUGCUCUGUGAUGGGUUUAAACGACAUCGUGACGAUGACGUGUGCCGUUCCGUUUUGAAGACAUGCGAAAUCUACAAUAUAUAGAUGGUGUACGUGUGGUCAGACGAAAAACGUAAUCAAACUUCCAUGGAGCAAACAACCUAUCGAAUAUAAAAUGAACUCAUGCAAUUCCAGAUGAUCAUGUUAUUUGUGGUUGUUUACAACAAGGCCGUAUUUAAAUUCAGCUACCGUAGAAUCCCGGUUAAUCCCGGAUAAGACCCCCCCUGUUUAUCAUCUAUCUUCAUCAAAGAAAUAUUGCCGUACAACGUAACAUCGUAGCACAUUGACAAUCCGCUCAGAUAUGAUAGUUUCCUGAUCACAUUUAAAUGUUACAUAAAAACUAUUUCCAAUAGACCUCCUCGGCUCUGACGUAAUGUUGUAACGUUUCAGACCACAUGUAAUUCCCUAGAGUAUCAUUUCUUUGUUUAAGGUUUGCGCUCGGUUGCACAUGAGAAGACAAAUUUAUAUGGAUA